CGGAAACGAGCGGAGGCGGUGUCGUGUUGUAGCUAGCAUGGUUGGGUUUGCUCGGGACUGCAAGCAACUACAAAUAGCUAUGCUGUAAAACAGGUAUUUUUGAGAACUUGUAUUUCCCACGCCUAGGCGACAAACCCGUGGUCAUGUCUCAGAGGGAACAGAAGGAAGCGUUUGUCAGUAAUCUUAAUGGGACCAGUCUGCAGGAGGUGGCGCUGGGCUCAUUUCUCUCGCCAGUAUGCCUCAUCAGCAGAGGGCUGAUUUUGAUCCUCUACCAUCAGGCCAAAGGAACUCUUCCACUGCCGUUUCCUCUGAUUUCACACCUGCUUUUAGACUUCUCUGUGCUCAUUCUUCCACUGGUCAUGUCAUGCACCAUCCUGAGCAACAUUCUUCACCAGGUCAUCAUGAGCUUAAUGUUCGUUUCGGCUUGUGUGUUUUGCUAUAUCUACCGCACGAUCAACAGCCACCCUUCUACUCUGCACCCAAAGACCUCUGUCAGCACCUUCCUUCAGAGUCAUGUUCAGUUCAGCCAGGUUCCCUUUGUGACCAUCUUUAGAGUGUUUGUAAAUGUGAAAACAGCCAUCAGCAUUCUUGCUGUAGACUUCAGUAUCUUCCCAAGGCGAUAUGCUAAAACAGAAACCUAUGGGACAGGAGUUAUGGACUUUGGCGUUGGAGCGUUUGUCUUUGCAAAUGCCCUCGUCUGUCCAGAGGCACGGAGGAAGAACAUCUCAGGAUCCAAGAUGAAUCAUAUCACAAAGCAGCUCCUGUCUGUGUGGCCCCUAGUUGUUAUUGGUUUGGGAAGGCUAGUGAGCGUCAAAAUGACUGACUACCAUGAACACGUGACAGAAUAUGGCAUCCACUGGAACUUCUUCUUCACACUAGCCAUUGUCAGAGUUGUGGCUUCUAUGUUUCUGGCUGUUUUACCAGCCAAUCGGUCGUGGAUCUUUUUCCUUCUGAUCAGCGGACUUUAUCAGUUCACUCUGGAGACUUCAGGGCUGAAGGACUUCAUUAUCCACAACAAUGACAGAGAAAAGGACUUUCUGUAUGCUAACAAGGAGGGCAUAUUCUCAGUAGUAGGUUAUGUUGCCAUCUACAUGGCAGGGGUUCAAGUUGGACUUUAUGUGAUGCAGCCAAGAUCCCGCAUUAAAGAGUGGCUCAAAUUACUUUUAAACCUCUUGUUUGCUAGUUUUGUGCUGUAUACUGCUUUGUACAUAUGUCAAACGCUGGUGGAGCCAGUGUCUCGCCGCUUAUGUAAUUUACCUUUCUGCCUCUGGAGUGUUGCUCAGUCUUUGUUUUUUAUUUCCUGCCUUGGUAUAGCGGAUAUGGUUUUACUGUUUUCCAAGAGAACAUCAGGCUGUCACUGUGUACCCUCAUCCUGGAAUUUGCAUAAAAAACAGUCAGACUCAGUCUCUGACAAAAAGACUUGUGAAAUAGAGAGAUUCUGCCUUGUUCAAGCUGUCAGCAGGAAUCAGUUGUUAUUUUUCUUGCUUGCGAAUGUCAUGACAGGACUGACCAACUCAAUAGUGGACACACUUAGCUGCAGCGGUUCAUUCUCAGUGUGUGUUUUACUAAUAUACAUGUUUGUGAAUUGCUCUGUAAUAUAUGUUUUACACCUCUGUGGAAUUACAGUGAAAUUCUGGUAAAAUUACAUGUGUAAAACUAUAUGGUUCAUAUGUAUGUUUUAAUGUUGUAAGAAGGUAUUUUUAAUGUUGAAGAUGCUAUUAUGCAUUGUAUGUUUAUUUAUGAAAAUAAAUAUGUGUCACG
Messenger RNA from Toxotes jaculatrix (banded archerfish), 1761 nucleotides. It is a transcript of the gene pigw, whose product is annotated as phosphatidylinositol glycan anchor biosynthesis, class W. The coding region runs from base 144 to 1640 and encodes 498 amino acids. Gene Ontology annotation, biological process: GPI anchor biosynthetic process; protein localization to plasma membrane. The transcript is spliced from 2 exons. Gene Ontology annotation, molecular function: glucosaminyl-phosphatidylinositol O-acyltransferase activity. Gene Ontology annotation, cellular component: endoplasmic reticulum; membrane. NCBI's taxonomy places the organism in Eukaryota, Metazoa, Chordata, Actinopteri, Toxotidae. The record is from RefSeq and is a predicted model, not a curated record.